Messenger RNA from Danio aesculapii, 1588 nucleotides. It is a transcript of the gene tmub1, whose product is annotated as transmembrane and ubiquitin-like domain containing 1. The record is from RefSeq and is a predicted model, not a curated record. The transcript is spliced from 3 exons. Gene Ontology annotation, molecular function: protein binding. Lineage: Eukaryota; Metazoa; Chordata; Actinopteri; Cypriniformes; Danionidae. The coding region runs from base 135 to 1013 and encodes 292 amino acids.
GUGGCAUCGUUCUCGCCUGCCAGUGAUCAGGAAGCGCAGACGUUAAACGGUGCGAAUCAUGGACCAUCAUACGAUGUGAAAUGUCAACGGUGCCUAGUCUGAAGUUGCCUUAGUCCAGGACACAGCAGACCAGGAUGGCUCUAAUAGAGGGGGUGGGUGAUGAGGUCACCCUGCUCUUUGGAGUGGUGUUCCUGGUGCUCGUCCUGGUUCUGGCCUGGGCCUCCACUCACACUGUUGAACCCCCUGAACACCUCCUCUCACCCAGCCCAGGGACCUCACCCUCCACAGAGACUGACAGCCAGGAGCCGCUUCCUACGGGAAACACGGACUCAUCGCAUGGCGGAGUCAGGGAUGAGGAUGAUAAGAGUGAGCCUGGAACAGAAGCGGGAGCUGCAGGACAGUCAUCUGAUGGUAGUAGGGCAGGUGGAGGUGAUGGAGGCCUCCUGGAUGACGCAGGGAUUGGGAGUGACGGGUUGAGGCAUCGAGAAUCAGCAGGUCCCUCGACUCAUCCUCCAGAAAGCACCCCAAGUGCCACACAACCUUCAGCCGAAAAUGCAGCAAGUGACACCCACAGAAACAUGGUGCUCAGGCUGAAGUUCUUGAAUGAUACGGAGAGGACAGCGCAGGUCAAUCCUCAAGACACCAUUGGCUAUAUUAAACGGACUUACUUUGCUGGACAGGAGCACCAGGUGCGUCUGAUAUACCAGGGCCAGCUCCUUCAGGAUGACGCUCAGACGCUGGCCUCUCUCAACCUGGCCGACAACAGUGUUUUGCACUGCCACAUCUCCCAGCAUGCCACACGGGCCAUGCCUGCCGGGGCACGGGCUGCUGACCAGGUGCAUGUGGCGCUCAAUGUGGGGAGCCUCAUGGUGCCUCUGUUCGUGCUCAUGCUGUCUGUGCUCUGGUACUUCCAGAUUCAGUACCGGCAGUUCUUCACCGCACCUGCCACUGCCUCACUGGUGGGCAUCACCAUCUUCUUUAGUUUUGUUGCGUUUGGGGUGUACCGUCGCUGAUGACUGGUUCUGUCCACUCAUAUUCACCAUACACGUGUUUGCACGCAUAUGGAAACACAUUCGUUGCACUUACUCACUUAUCAGUGCCAGUGGCAAUGUCUUCUGGGAUUUCUGGACUUUUCAGGUUCGCUGAAGGCUGUGAUUUUGGAGGAACAUCUCUGAGGUCAUCUAUCUCUCUCUCUCUUUUUUUGGUUUGUUAUUGCGGUUUUCUUUUGUUUGCCAUUUUUCAUCUGCACCAAGUUUCUGCUUGUCACAGAUAGGAUUAUGCUAUAUAUUUGAUUUUUAAAAAAGAAGACUAGAGAUGCUUAUUGUGCCUGUCCUCCUUUUUUCUUUCCCCCUCCCCUAUUUUUUUAAUUGUGUGCAUGCUGCCAGUGUAAAACUGGGGCUUGCUUGUAAGAGGGUGUAUGAAUUGAUGGUGUUCGAGUUUCAAACAGGGGCUCGUCUGGCUGUCUGCCGGACUCCAGCUGUAGUAAAGCAGGUCGGGUUGAGCUGCUGUUAUUCGUUGGGACAAUUACAAUAAUUUGUGUACAAUAAGGCUUUUGGAGAUAUAAUCUAUUAAAUCAUUCUUUUAUUUA